Odontomachus brunneus is the source of this 2766-nucleotide messenger RNA. RefSeq names its product acyl-CoA synthetase short-chain family member 3, mitochondrial. The transcript has 12 exons. The record is from RefSeq and is a predicted model, not a curated record. NCBI's taxonomy places the organism in Eukaryota, Metazoa, Arthropoda, Insecta, Hymenoptera, Formicidae. The coding region runs from base 147 to 2081 and encodes 644 amino acids.
CCUGUCGUGGAUUUGCGACUGAUCAGUUAUUAAAGAGCCUCACGACAGCUACACCGAAAUUGUAAAUAUAAACCGUACUCGUCAUAUAGCCUCAGCGUGCCUCUCACUACACUCAGCCACGUGCCACGACUUCACGAGAUUACAUUAUGAGCCCCCAUCGAAACGGGUGUACCGCUUAUGAAGAGGCGUACAGAAAAUCGCUGGAGUCUCCGGAAGAAUUCUGGAGUGAGGUCGGACUGCAUGUUGAUUGGAGUAAACCUUGGCUAAAAGUGCUAGAUAACUCCAACGAACCAUUCACAAAAUGGUUUGUCGGUGGAGAAUUGAACGCUUGUUAUAACGCGGUGGACCGGCACGUGUGUGCCGGCAACGGAAAUAAGACAGCCCUCAUACACGACAGCCCACAAACUUCGUCAAUACGCAAAGUAACGUACAAUGAGCUCCUCGAAAAGACGUCUUUGUUGGCGGGCGCGUUGGCAGAACUGGGCGUACGCAAGGGGGACAAAGUGAUCAUCUACAUGCCGUUAAUCCCCGAGACAAUAAUUGCGAUUUUAGCCACCACCAGAUUAGGAGCGGUCCAUUCAAUAGUCUUUGGAGGUUUUGCAGCGAACGAACUGGCGUCUAGGAUAAAUCAUGCCGAGCCAAAGGUCAUUAUCGCCGCAAGUUGCGGCUUGGAACCGUCCAAAGUGAUUAAGUACACUUCUAUGCUGAAUAGUGCCUUGGAUAUGAUCACUGUAGCGAGGCCAAAGUGUAUUAUAUUCCAAAGAAAAAACGUGUGGGAAUCACCGUUGUACGAGUCGCAAUUCGAUUGGGAUGAACUCAUGAAAAGGUCAAAACGUCAUCCAUGCGUAAUGGUCGAGGCUAACGAUCCAUUGUAUAUACUGUACACGUCAGGAACUACAGGACAACCGAAGGGGAUCAUAAGACCGAUCGGAGGACACCUCGCGACGCUUUGUUGGACCAUGAGUACAGUUUACGGAAUGAAUAAAAAUUCCGUAUGGUGGGUGGCAUCUGACAUGGGUUGGGUUGUUGGGCAUUCGUACAUUUGUUAUGGUCCUCUCUUGUUCGGCGCGACGAGCGUGAUGUACGAAGGAAAACCCGAUAGGACACCGGACGCAGGUCAAUAUUUCAGAAUCAUCGAGCAGCACAGCGUAAAUGCGUUAUUCUGCGUGCCUACUGCACUGCGAGUUAUAAAACGAGCGGAUCCGGAAACUCUACUGGGGAGGAAGUAUUCGUUGAAAUCCUUAAAAACGAUAUUUGUGGCCGGCGAGUUUUGCGACUACGAGACUAAGGCUUGGGCCGAGAAUGCUUUUAAAGUGCCAAUUUUAAAUAAUUGGUGGCAGUCGGAGACUGGACACCCCAUUACGGCGCUAUGCCUAGGAUACGGUCAUCAUCCUAGUUUGCCAAAGUUCAGCACCGGGUUUCCCAUACCUGGAUAUAAUAUUCAUGUCUUACGCGAAGAUGGAAGUAUAGCGCCACAACGCGAACUCGGGCGAAUUGCGAUAAAGUUACCGCUACCGCCUGGAUUUAUGUCAACUUUAUACCUGGCAUCCGAGAGGUUCAAGAAAGUAUACUUCUCGAGGUUUCCGGGCUACUACGACACCAUGGACGCGGGUUACAUCGACGAGUUGGGUCAUGUUUACGUGACAGCGAGAGAUGACGACAUUAUAAAUGUGGCAGGACAUAGAAUAUCCACAGCCGCGAUAGAAGAUAUUAUUCUAACUCACGUCGACGUAGUGGAUGCUGCAGUGAUCGGGGUGCCAGAUCACACGAAGGGAGAAAUACCGCUGUGCCUUUACGUUAAGCGCUGUGAUUCGAUUAGCAAUGAAGAAGAGAUAAAUCAAGAACUGGUGACACAAGUGAGACACAUGAUGGGGCCAAUCGCGUCUUUUCGAGUCGCCGCUGCGAUUACCGCGUUACCGAAAACGCGUUCCGGAAAGAUAGCUCGCAAAUCUAUCGCUUUGUUGGCGCGGUCAAAACAAGUCAAGAUUUCAAGUACGAUUGAAGAUCCAACAGUAUUUCGCGAAAUUAAAGAAGUACUCCAGAAACUUGGAUACGCGAAACUGGCCCCGGAUCCACAAUGACAAUACUUUAUGAAACUUGUACAAAAUACCGCUUUUAAAAUAUUUACGACAAACAUUCCAGAAAUAAAUUGAUGCAAGUUUAGUUGUACAAUAUGUCGAUAUGUAACUUAUACUGGUUAAAAGAAUUAUUUUUAUGUCAUAAAAAAGUUUUUUUACAAACUCAAGAUAAAACAAAAUUCAAAAAACUCGAAUAGUUUUGCAAAAAAUAUAAAUGUCAAAUUUUGUUUCUAUUAAACAUUUCUCUUCAUUCUAUCUUUGCCUUUUAUCAGCCGCUAUAACGAAAAGAAAAGCUAAAAUAUGUAUAGCACAUUUUUAUCAUCGAUAUAUCUAACUUUGAUGUAGAUAAUGAGAAAAUAUAUUAUUAUUUACAUAGAAAUAUACAAAAAUACAAACGGAUGUUACUACUUAUUCGUGCAUAUUUAUAAUCUCAUGUGCUAUACUCCAUUUAUUUAAUUGGCUCGAAUAAUCUGGAUGUACGAAAUCCGUCAUAUUGUCAAAGUGUAGACGGCAUACAUCCACAACUCUAUUAAAAAUUAUGAGGGCACAUUUUUUUGCAAAUUUGUUUUUAAUGACAAUAUAAUAAGAAACAGUAUAAUAAUAAUCGUAAUAUUAAUUUUAUAAUUAUAAAGUGUGUGUAUAACACUAUCUUGUUGAUUUAUUCAAUAAAUUUCUUUUCCAACUCUUA